Molecule: messenger RNA, 1110 nt
Organism: Sorex araneus (European shrew)
Lineage: Eukaryota; Metazoa; Chordata; Mammalia; Eulipotyphla; Soricidae
Gene: SUMO3
Product: small ubiquitin like modifier 3
Exons: 4
Coding region: 143-457 (104 amino acids)
Biological process (GO): protein sumoylation
Cellular component (GO): nucleus
Molecular function (GO): protein tag activity; ubiquitin-like protein ligase binding
Source: RefSeq, a predicted model, not a curated record
GGCCAACCGGCGCGUCGGGUUCGGGGAUAAAGCGCGGCCCCGCGAGCAGUUGCGGCGGGAGACGGCGGGGCCGAGAGCGUGACGCGCCCGCUCUGCGCUGCUGCCUUCGCCUUCGCCCUCGCCGCCGCCGCCGCGCGCAGCCAUGUCCGAGGAGAAGCCCAAGGAGGGGGUGAAGACCGAGAACGACCACAUCAACCUGAAGGUGGCUGGGCAGGACGGCUCCGUGGUGCAGUUCAAGAUCAAGAGGCACACCCCACUGAGCAAGCUGAUGAAGGCCUACUGCGAGCGGCAGGGCUUGUCAAUGAGGCAGAUUAGAUUCCGGUUCGACGGGCAACCCAUUAACGAAACAGAUACCCCAGCCCAGCUGGAGAUGGAGGACGAAGACACCAUCGACGUGUUCCAGCAGCAGACAGGAGGCCGGCAUGCGCCCUGCUCGCCCGUGGGGUGCCACCUGUAGGGACCUGCCCCCUCGUCUCCAUUCUCACCUUUGCUGCUCAGUAGUGACCCGUGCCCAGCCUUUCCUGGAGUGUGUGCGGGACCAGGACUCACCGCCCCCUGUGCCCCCUCCCCGUUGCCGGAGCUCUGCCCAGGGUGGCGGUGUGGGGGCUCGCUCCUGUUCCCUUUGUGGCCUGGACACCCCCUUCUGUGGUGUGCUGGGCCAGCUCUGCCUGCCCUGCUUCUCCAUGUGGACAGCCGACAGCUGUGCCCCAGCGGCCGUGCCGUGUGGGUGGGGGGUGGGCGCAGUCUGCAGUGCCGAGUGUGGGAAUGAUGGCUAUGAGUGGGGGUCCCAUGGCCCCCCGGGCGGAGGCUGGCACAGCAAACUGCCUUUGCCCUUUCCUAAGCCCCAAGGAAGUGGGCGGCUGUGCUUGGCUCUGGAGCCACCGUGAUGGGGAGCCCUGCCCCCCGUCAGUGGCGGAAUGUUGGGCAGAGGGUGGGCUCUGCUCCUUCUGGUGCCCCAGACCCUGGCCCCUGCCCGCAGACCCCCUGCCACCCCGUUCCGACUUUACAGGAUGGUGACUCAGCCUGCUUGACCGGGCGUGGCCGCGUGGCCUCUGGGCGGCCGCUCUGUUCUUCCCACUGGAAACAGUAAAUAUAGUUUGGUAUUCUGUC